UUUAUUGGACGGAUCAGUUAGAACUGAUGGGUAAAUGAGUUCUAAAGGCAAUGUAUUAGAACAAGCACAAUGCUUUCGGCAAAAGUUGCUGUUUUUCUGGAGAUGGCGGGCAAACUGCGUCCAUCGAAAACGAUUUCAGGUCGUCAUAACCGUUAGUCGAACAAACGGUGUCAAUAAACGUAAUAUAAUAGCCAUUUCCACCAAGGCACACAAUACUUAUUAGCGCUAAUUGAACGCUACGCACUGCAACUUUAUUUGUUGGACUGAGUCUCUUAAUAGACGGAACUGUUCAGAAUGUCCGAGGACCACACGGUGUGUAUUGUAAACAUGAAACCAUGUGCUCGGACUGAUGCUAUUGAAAACAAGCUGAGAAUUAGGAGCUUCGUGUUACUGAUGGUCUGUUGACCGAUAUUUUUGAUACGGUCGUCGUUACAUGCUGUUGCUUAGCCAUGGAUAAUAAAGCAGUGCAAAAAGGAACUGUUCUUACGUUUUGCGGUGCCAAUUUUUUUCGACAACGGUUGGUUUUGGCUACACUCAGUCAGCGUUCAAUUAUCAUUUCAAACAUCCGUGAACAUGAUCUCAGCCCUGGACUCGCAGACUACGAAGCUGACUUCCUCAAACUAAUGACUGAAAUUACAAACGGCACGGAGGCGAGUGUUAACGAAACAGGUACAGAGAUCUUCUACAAGCCAGGGGUCCUCCACGGCGGGAACAUUGAACAUUCAUGCGUACUUUCAAAGUCCGUUACGUAUUUUCUUGAAGGCCUUAUAUAUUUGGCUCCAUUUUGCAAGUCCGCCCUGAACGUUCGACUCUUUGGGAUAACUAACGAUUAUAUCGAACAGUCAGUCGAUUCGUUCAAACAAGCUGCCUUACCCAUUAUCGGCAAGUUCAUGUUUACUGAUGGUCUUGACCUUGAAAUCGUUAAUCGGGGAGCGCCACCUUUAGGUGGCGGAGAGGUAAGGUUCAAAGCACCCAUAUGCAAAACGUUACGACCAGUGCAAUUCACAAAUCCUGGCAAAAUAAAGCGAAUUAGGGGCUGGGCCUUCAGUAUGAAAACAAAUCCACAAGUAACAUCCAGAAUGAUUGAUUCGGCGAAGGAGCUGCUGCUUAGAUUUCUACCUGACAUUUAUAUUUACACUGACGUUUGCAAAGGAAAAAAAGGUGGUAAUUGUCCAGGUUUUGGGAUCUGCCUUGUAGCAGAAACCAAAGAUGGAGUAUUUUACGCCGCUGACGCAAUGUCUGAUCCAAGCAAAGGCCGAGAACUAAUGAUACCUGAGGAUAUCGGGAAAAAGGCGGCCGUCAGACUUGUCCAAGAAAUUUACCGCGGGGGCUGCGUCGAUACAGCUAAUCAAAGUUUAGUACUGUUACUUAUGGCGCUUGGCCCAACAGACAUCUCUAAAUAUCAACUUGGACCUCUUACACCAUACACAAUACAAUUUUUGAGACAUUUAAAAGAUUUCUUUGGAAUAACGUUCAAGAUCGAGCAGGAUCGAAGGCUGCCAGUUGAUAAAAACUCUGGUGAAGCCCUAAAGCUAGGAGGUGACAAAGUUUUGUUGACAUGUCUUGGCGUUGGGUACUUGAAUUUCAGCAAAAAGGUGUCCUAAUUAGGCAUAUUCAUGUAUAUACUUGUAUAUAUAUCGUUAAGAAAGACGAAUAAAGUCUGUA
Varroa destructor (honeybee mite) is the source of this 1665-nucleotide messenger RNA. It is a transcript of the gene Rtc1, whose product is annotated as RNA terminal phosphate cyclase 1. The record is from RefSeq and is a predicted model, not a curated record. Gene Ontology annotation, cellular component: nucleolus. Lineage: Eukaryota; Metazoa; Arthropoda; Arachnida; Mesostigmata; Varroidae. Gene Ontology annotation, molecular function: RNA endonuclease activity. Gene Ontology annotation, biological process: endonucleolytic cleavage of tricistronic rRNA transcript (SSU-rRNA, 5.8S rRNA, LSU-rRNA); ribosome biogenesis.